Erythranthe guttata (spotted monkey flower) is the source of this 3772-nucleotide messenger RNA. It is a transcript of the gene ETO1, whose product is annotated as tetratricopeptide repeat (TPR)-containing protein. Lineage: Eukaryota; Viridiplantae; Streptophyta; Magnoliopsida; Lamiales; Phrymaceae. The record is from RefSeq and is a predicted model, not a curated record. Gene Ontology annotation, molecular function: protein binding. Gene Ontology annotation, biological process: negative regulation of ethylene-activated signaling pathway.
UUUUUUUUUUUCUUUUUCUUUUUGGGUAAAUAUUGGUACGCACUCUUUACACGCACUAAUUGCAUUAUUUCUCUGUAAAAAACAAGUCCAAUAAAAAAACAAUUUAUACAAACGAAUCUGUUGAUUGUUGAUAAAUAAAUAUAGAUAUAGAUCAUAUUUAGAGAGAAGAUAGAGAGAGUGGCCGUGCAAAUUAACGGGCACCACCCUCGAACACCAUCACCAUCAAAUUUCAUAAUUUUGAAUACUCAAUAAUAGGACAAUUUAUUUAAAAAAAAAAAACCUCCAUCCAUUUAUUGCUGAGAAGGAGAACAACUCAUCGCAGAACCGGCUCUUGUUUCCAAAAGCUUUCUCCUUUCUUGGUCAACGGGGGUGUUUGCAGGGUGGUGUUUUGAUUGAGGGAAGAUGCAGCAACAUUUAUUCAAUACAAUGCGUAGUUUGAAGAUGAUAGAUGGGUGCAAAGGAACCCAAGUGUACGCCCUUAAUCCCACGGCCAGCGGAGGUGGUGGAGCAGCCGGCGGUGGCGUGGGUGAGAAAUUCUUGCAGCAUUUGCAAGACCAUUUAAGGGUUAAUUCAAUUAGGUCGAAAUCUCAUCGGCGUUAUCAGAGUUUCUCUCAAACCAAUAAUGUGAAUCCAAGUGUUCUAGCGGAGGUUCUUGCAAUCUACGGGCUUCCCCAGUCGGAUCUCAUCGAACCCCAGAUUGAUCCGUCUCUCAAAUUUGUUGAUUUUGUGGGAAUUCUAGCCGAUGUUCAUACAAAGCUUGAGAAUUGCCCUGAAUUCGAGAGAUCAGGUGUGUAUAUGGAGCAAUGCGCAAUCUUCAGGGGAUUGCCUGACCCUAAAUUGUUUAGGAGGUGUCUUCGAUCAGCCAGGCAACACGCUGUCGAUGUGCAUUCAAAGGUUGUACUUUCAGCUUGGUUGAGAUUCGAGAGAAGGGAGGAUGAGCUGUUUGGUGUGUCAGCAAUGGAUUGUAGUGGUUGGAGUAUGGAAUGCCCCAAGACUUCAUUGGUAUCGGGGUACAAUCCCGAGUCUGCACAUGAUAUUUGUUCGUGUCAAAAUGGCUUGGAAAAAGACGGGGCUAUGGAAUCUGAUUUACAAGGCCAAGAAUGCUCGACUUCGAUUAGCUACAAUGAUGAUGAUGAAGAGGAUGAUUAUGAUAUGUGGUUCUGCAUUGGGGAUGAUGAGGUUAAAUGUAAUAGAUACAAGAUUGCUUCUCUCUCCAGACCGUUCAAAUCAAUGUUGUACGGUUCCUUCAUGGAAUCGAAAAAGGAGCGGAUAUAUUUUGCUCAGAACGGGAUUUCUGCCAAGGCGAUGAGAGCUGCAGAGGUGUUCAGCAGGAUUAAGAGCGUGGAUUCUUUCGAUCCAAAUGUUGUUUUUGAACUCCUGGUUUUGGCUAACAGGUUCUGCUGUGACGAAAUGAAAUCUGCGUGUGAUGCAUAUCUUGCAGCUCUGGUUGAUGAUAUGGAUAGUGCUGCACUGCUUGUUGAGCAUGGGCUUGAGGAGACUGCAUAUCUCCUUGUGGCAGCUUGCUUGCAGGUAUUUCUGAGGGAACUUCCAAGUUCGAUGCACAAUCCAAACGUGACUAGACUCUUCUGCAGUUCAGAGGCACGUGAAAGAUUAGCAUCGGUGGGGCAUGCUUCUUUUUUGCUCUACAGCUUUUUGAGCCAAAUAGCAAUGGAAGAAGAUAUAAAAUCUAACACAACAGUAAUGCUGUUGGAAAGGAUGGGGGAGUGUGCUACCGAGAAUUGGCAGAAGCAAUUAGCUUUCCACCAGUUGGGCUGUGUGAUGCUCGAAAGGAAAGAAUUUAAGGAUGCUCAGAAGUGGUUCGAGGCAGCUGUUGAAGCAGGUCAUGUUUAUUCGUUAGUUGGUGUGGCAAGAGCGAUAAACAAGCGGGGCCACAAGUACAAGGCGUACAAGAUGAUAAACUCCCUAAUUUCUGACUACAACCCCUCAGGGUGGAUGUAUCAGGAAAGAUCUCUGUACAGUAGUGGUAAAGAGAAAAUGAUGGAUCUUAAUACGGCUACCGAAAUGGACCCAACUCUCUCUUAUCCUUACAAGUACAGAGCUGUCUCGAUGAUGGAGGAUGACAAGAUUGGUGCUUCGAUAUCCGAGAUUAACAAGAUAAUUGGUUUCAAGGUCUCCCCAGACUGCCUUGAGCUGCGUGCUUGGUUCUUGAUUUCAUUAGAGGACUAUGAAGGAGCUCUGACAGAUGUUCGGGCACUUCUAACAUUGGACCCUCAGUACAUGAUGUUUCAUGGUAAAUUGCACGGCGAUCAGUUGGUGGAGAUUCUACGCCACCAUGUGCAGCAGUGUAAUCAAGCUGAUUGUUGGAUGCAGCUAUAUGAUAGGUGGUCUUCGGUAGAUGAUAUUGGCUCUUUAGCUGUUGUGCACCAUAUGUUGGCUAAUGAUCCUGGGAAGAGCCUUUUAAGGUUUCGGCAAUCUCUCCUCUUACUGCGAUUAAACUGCCACAAGGCUGCUAUGAGAAGUCUGAGGAUGGCUAGAAAUCACGCAGCGUCUGAGCAUGAAAGACUUAUCUACGAAGGAUGGAUUUUGUACGACACUGGUUAUCGUGAAGAAGCAAUAGCAAAAGCUGAAGAAUCCAUCUCAAUCCAGAGAUCAUUCGAAGCAUUUUUCCUAAAAGCGUAUGUUCUGUCUGAAACAACAACGGAUCAUGAGUCAUCAUUCUAUGUUAUCCAACUCCUCGAGGAUGCUCUCAGGUGCCCGUCUGAUGGUCUUAGGAAAGGACAAGCUUUAAGCAAUCUAGCAAGUAUAUAUGUAGAUGUGGAGAAACUAGAUCAUGCAGUUGACUGCUACAUGAAUGCCCUAAACAUUAAGCAUACACGGGCACAUCAGGGGCUGGCCCGUGUUUACCACCUGAAAAAUCUAAGGAAAGCUGCAUAUGAUGAGAUGACCAAGUUGAUCGACAAGGCAAGAUACAAUGCAUCGGCUUAUGAGAAACGUUCUGAAUAUUGUGACCGUGAAAUGGCCAAAAGUGACCUUAGCAUGGCAACCCGAUUGGAUCCUUUAAGGACAUAUCCUUACCGAUACCGGGCUGCCGUAUUGAUGGAUGACCACAAGGAAGCUGAAGCAAUAACAGAGCUGACAAAAGCAAUAGCAUUCAAGCCGGACCUGCAGCUGCUUCAUCUUCGUGCAGCAUUCCAUGAUUCAAUGGGUGAUUACUCAGCCACACUCAGAGACUGUGAGGCAGCCCUUUGUCUUGAUCCUAAACACACUGACACUAUUGAACUUCAUCAAAAAGCACAAAAACGGGCCGACGAACAACCUAAGUGAUAAACAGAGAGCAAUAUUUGGUGGUGGAGGAUACUUUUAGUAUUCUUGUGCAGCUAUAUUUUUAUCAGCUGUUGCCAUUUUAUUGCACGACUCUCUCGGAGAUAGAUGGAUCCAUUUUCUCCUCUGAGCUUUGCUCUUAGAACCAUUGUGCUUGGACUGGUCAUCAAUGAUCAUCUGCCAAAACCAAUUAGGUGAAAUUGUAAAAAAAAAAAACGAAGGGGGAAGAGAAGAAAAAGCUGAUGAUGCCCUGUGAACCCAUUAUACACACUUCUUUUUUAUUUUUGUUUAUUUUUGUUUAUUUUUAUUUUUUUCGUUUUCUUGGCAAUGGUAAAUGGAUGAGCACACGUGGCAUUCAGUAAAAACUGAUGAUACUAAAUUUAUGUUUCAUUUGAAAGCAAGUGAUUCACCACCUUUUAGAAGUAAAUAUGUAGAUUGAAUUACAAACUGUGAUCAGACUAUCUAUUUCUUGUGUUUUCCUCCUGGUUGA